GGGGCGCGACGUCGGCCGUGCGGGGUCCCGGCGUCGGCGGCGCGCGCGCUCCCUCCUCUCAGAGAGAGGGCUGUGGUAAAAGCCGUCCGGAAAAUGGCCGCCGCCGCCGCUGCCGCGCCGAGCGGAGGAGGAGGAGGAGGCGAGGAGGAGAGACUGGAAGAAAAGUCAGAAGACCAGGAUCUCCAAGGCCUCAAGGACAAACCCCUGAAGCUCAAAAAGGUGAAGAAGGAUAAGAAGGAAGACAAAGAGGGCAAGCAUGAGCCCCUGCAGCCCCCAGCUCACCACUCCGCUGAACCGGCAGAGGCAGGCAAAGCGGAGACCUCAGAAGGCUCGGGCUCGGCCCCAGCUGUACCGGAAGCCUCUGCCUCCCCCAAACAGCGGCGCUCCAUCAUUCGUGACCGGGGACCCAUGUAUGACGACCCCACUCUGCCCGAAGGUUGGACCCGAAAGCUCAAGCAAAGGAAGUCGGGCCGCUCCGCUGGGAAGUAUGAUGUGUAUUUGAUCAAUCCCCAGGGAAAAGCCUUUCGCUCUAAAGUGGAGUUGAUUGCGUACUUCGAAAAGGUAGGCGACACCUCCCUGGACCCUAAUGAUUUUGACUUCACGGUAACUGGGAGAGGGAGCCCCUCCCGGCGAGAGCAGAAACCACCUAAGAAGCCCAAAUCUCCCAAAGCUCCAGGAACUGGCAGAGGCCGGGGACGCCCCAAAGGCAGCGGCACUGCGAGACCCAAGGCAGCGGCAUCAGAGGGUGUGCAGGUGAAAAGGGUCCUGGAGAAAAGUCCCGGGAAGCUGCUCGUCAAGAUGCCUUUUCAAGCUUCACCGGGGAGCAGGGCCGAAGGGGGCGGGGCCACCACGUCCACCCAGGUCAUGGUUAUCAAACGCCCUGGCCGGAAGCGAAAAGCCGAGGCUGACCCCCAGGCCAUUCCCAAGAAGCGGGGGCGCAAGCCAGGCAGUGUGGUGGCGGCUGCUGCCGCCGAGGCCAAGAAGAAAGCCGUGAAGGAGUCUUCCAUCCGCUCCGUGCACGAGACCGUGCUCCCCAUCAAGAAGCGUAAGACCCGGGAGGCCGUCAGCAUCGACGUGAAGGAGGUAGUGAAGCCCCUGCUGGUGUCCACCCUGGGCGAGAAGAGUGGCAAGGGACUGAAGACCUGCAAGAGCCCUGGGCGGAAGAGCAAGGAGAGCAGCCCGAAGGGGCGCGGUGGCAGCGCCUCGUCGCCCCCCAAGAAGGAGCACCACCACCACCACCACCACGCGGAGCCCCCGAAGGCACCGGCGCCGCUGCUUCCGCCCCCGCCCCCGCCCCCGCCCGAGCCGCAGAGCUCCGAGGACCCCAGCAGCCCCCCUGAGCCCCAGGACUUGAGCAGCGGCAUCUGCAAAGAGGAGGAGAUGGCUAGAGCGGGCUCGCUGGAGAGCGACGGCUGCCCCAAGGAGCCGGCUAAGACUCAGCCCGCAGUCGCGACCGCCGGCGCGGCCGCAGACAAGUACAAACACCGAGGGGAGGGAGAGCGCAAAGACAUUGUUUCGUCCUCCAUGCCAAGGCCAAACAGAGAGGAGCCUGUGGACAGCCGGACGCCCGUGACCGAGAGAGUUAGCUGACUUUCCCCGGCGGAUCGCAGAGCAAACCAACAAGAUUAAAGGCAGCUGUUGUCUCUUCUCCUUAUGGGUAGGGCUCUGACAAAGCUUCCCGAUUAACUGAAAUAAAAAAUAUUUUUUUUUCUUUCAGUAAACUUAGAGUUUCGUGGCUUCAGGGUGGGAGUAGUUGGAGCAUUGGGAUGUUUUUCUUACUGACAAGCACAGUCAGGUUGAAGACCUAACCAGGGCCAGAAGUAGCUUUGCACUUUUCUAAACUAGGCUCCUUCAACAAGGCUUGCUGCAGAUACUACUGACCAGACAAGCUGUUGACCAGGCUUCUUAGGGUAUGCCUGCACCUCCCCUCCCAUCCGACCUCACCCCGCCCCCCCCAUGUGGUCAUUAGGGACAGCGAGUGCCAUUGGUGCCCCCGUUUCCGCUCUCCUCUCCCCGCCAACCCUGCCCCACCCCCACCCUCCGGCUCGCCCGCCUUCCCCAUCCCCACCCACACUGGGACAAGGAGGUGUGAGGCAGGAGAGACAGGUGGAUCCUUUAGAGAAAAAGACAAGAGAUGGCCCGUGGCUGUGGCCCUGCGCGAUCUCACCCAUGAUGGCACAAAUCCGGCCCCAGGCCGGUCCCAACCCAAAACUGACUAGGAUAUUUCACAAGACAGGGAAGUAGCACUUGUUUGCUCCAGCUCUGGCCUGGCUUGGAAGGGGUCAGUCCUUGUGCUGCCGGUGCGGACUGGCCGGAGCCAGGUGAGAGGAAGGCGCAGGGCCACUCUCCAGUGAGUGGCGCGAGAGAGACAGAGAGAGGGAGGGGGUGGGGGCAUGGCAGCAACAGGACGAGGCACAGGCAGGCUGGCCCCGGGCUCCUGGGCUUCUCUGGGUGGCGGAGGGCAGUGGGGCCGAUGGAAUUCCUAGUCACUCCGAGCAGUCUGUGGCUGGUAGGUAGAGGCCUAGUGGGCAAGUUGGGGUGCCAGGGGGAAAGAGGGGAAAAAGUUCUUCCAAAACUUUCCAAUUCUACUCCUUUAGGGACAGCUUAGAACUAUUUGCACUAUUGAGUCUUCAUGUUCCCACUUCAAAACAAACAUGCUCUGAGAGCAAACGGGCUUGAAUUGGUGACACUUUGUCCCUCAAGCCACCAGACGUGACGGUGUUCACAACUACCUGUACCUGCGCUUGUUUUAAAGUGGGCUCAGCACAUAGGGUUCCCACGAAGCUCCGAAACUCUAAGUGUUUGCUGCAAUUUUAUAAGGACUUCCUGAUUGCUUUCUCUUCUGUCCUUCCAUUUCUGCCUUCUUCCAUGCAUCUUUUCAUUUCUGCCCCUCCUUGUUCGUCCCCUCGGUACUAGGCACCCGCAGCUCCCAGCUUUACCUGAGCUGAUGCUGGCCAGCUCAGGCCACCAGAUCACACCCUGCCCUUGGCCUUCCCACUGCCAGCUCUAGCCCUAGCCCCACCCCAUUUCGAGCCCUGAGGAAGCCCCAGGCUCUGCUGAGUCCUCCUGGCCCUAAGGCCUUGGCCUCUCUGAAGGGCAAGAGGGCGGCAAGGUCUCGCUCUCUUAGGGAGCGCCCUUCCCUUGGGAAGACCUUGGAUUCCAGGCCUUCCCAACCUUCCACUCGAGAGAAACAGGCAGGAGAAGUUGGGCAGAUUUGGAUUUGGGAGCUGAGGGUAGCACAGAGGCCCCCGUGGCCUGCCAUAGUCCUCAAGUAGCCCAGCCCUGACCUUGGCCUCAGCCAGGCCCAGCUAGCAUAGUGUGGUGCGACGACGCAGCUGAUGGGAAGAAAUGCAGCUGCCCCAGGCCUGAGCUGCCCCCCCCCCCACCUCUCUGCUCCUGCUGUAAGGUAACCAUGAGUUCUCCUCUGGUGGGAGACGUCUGGCUUUGGCUGGAGACUGGGUGGGGCCAGUGUAUGACACAUGUCCACCUCUGUGCCGGGGGACGGUGUGGGGGCCGAGAGGCUUGGCUUUGCUGUGGGUGUUCAUUGCUCAGUCUCCAUUUGGGAGCCCGUCCUGCGUUCUGUGUUCAGGAAGUCCUUAUCUAGCUGCACAUCGUCAUCAUACUGGUCUGUCCUUUUCUGUGUUUACAGAGAUGUCUCUUGUAUCUAAAUCUGUCCACCUGAGAAGUACCUUAUCAAAGUAGCAAGUGAGACAGCAGUCUAAUGCUUCCAGAAACACCCACAAGCACGCCCCAUGCGAGCUGCCGCCAUGAACUGUCAAGUGCGUGUUGUCUUGUGUAUUUCAGUUACUGUCCCCUGGCUUCCUUACUGCGGUGUAACCAUGAAGGAGUGAAACACCCUAACCGUCCAGCACUUCCUUGCCAGCCCUUAGUGAUCAGGAACCAUAGCUGACAGUUCCAAUCAGUAGCUUAAGGAAAAAACGCGUUUGUCUCUUCCAGAAUGGUUAGAAGCAAGGGAGUUUUCCCCCAUUCUGUUUGCAGAAUCAUAGUUGGCCUUUGUAGCAUUUUUGUACCCAUUUCCUUAUUCUGUGAAAGCAAGUCCCACAACCAGACCCGCCCUGCUGUUGGCCCUCUGGGCUUCACUUCUGACUCCUCCCUAGGAAGGGAAGGGGGGUCGGAGGAGGGGGCAAGUCCUUCAGGAUCCCUCUUCCUUCAAGGACAAAAGGCUCCUGACCCUGAAGGGGCCUUGCACUCCAGGCACCCACAAAGGAUGCCUGUCCAUGCGAGUACAGUGUCCGGCCAGUUUGUCCUGGAGAUGCUGUCCGUUCGGGUCGGUUGGGUUUUUAUGCAUUAAACUUAGUCCAGUGGAAUAAGUGUCUGGAACCAGUGUCCAGAGCCGGCCUCUCUGUCAGUUCAGUACCGUCUGGUCCUGGGAAGAAGAGUGUGGGGCCCGCCACGCCCCUUUUCCACGUGAGACCAUUCAGGGGCUGACUGGGCAUUGGUGGUUGAGAGCACAGCUAUUCAAGUAUCAUUUCCUUUUGGCCCAGCCUGACCUUCAGCCCCCUCGCUCCCCAGCUGCUUCUUAUAGUUCCAAAGCUGCAGGCAGCCCCUGAGGCUCCUUGGGGCUUUCUCACCCCUCCCCUUUCUUCCACGGUCCCACUUUUUCACCUAAUAAAGGCAUCACAAGUAAGUCACCAUUAA
Mustela lutreola (European mink) is the source of this 4659-nucleotide messenger RNA. RefSeq names its product methyl-CpG binding protein 2 (gene MECP2). Gene Ontology annotation, molecular function: chromatin binding; double-stranded methylated DNA binding; methyl-CpG binding. Gene Ontology annotation, biological process: negative regulation of transcription by RNA polymerase II. Gene Ontology annotation, cellular component: heterochromatin; nucleus. The transcript is spliced from 3 exons. The record is from RefSeq and is a predicted model, not a curated record. Bases 94 to 1590 code for a protein of 498 amino acids. NCBI's taxonomy places the organism in Eukaryota, Metazoa, Chordata, Mammalia, Carnivora, Mustelidae.